Phasianus colchicus (ring-necked pheasant) is the source of this 6087-nucleotide messenger RNA. It is a transcript of the gene TRADD, whose product is annotated as TNFRSF1A associated via death domain. NCBI's taxonomy places the organism in Eukaryota, Metazoa, Chordata, Aves, Galliformes, Phasianidae. Gene Ontology annotation, molecular function: transmembrane receptor protein tyrosine kinase adaptor activity. Gene Ontology annotation, biological process: extrinsic apoptotic signaling pathway; positive regulation of canonical NF-kappaB signal transduction. Gene Ontology annotation, cellular component: tumor necrosis factor receptor superfamily complex. The record is from RefSeq and is a predicted model, not a curated record.
CACCGCAUAAAACCACCGUCACGAGACAGCUUUUCAAUCCCUAUCGUGAGCAAGAGCAGGAUUUUUAAACGGCAGAGCAGCGCGGCCUGCAAGCAUUCCCGUUCCUGGGACAGCGCCGGGGAACGGCCGCGUCCCACAGCCUGCCUGAAUCCCAGAGGCGGCCCCAGGCCACGGAGCCCCAGCAGUACUUCACCGCCACGCUUUUUAACUGCCGGAGACCUCCGAUGCAAAACGGCACAACUCCGAGCGGAGCAGAAGGCCGCGUUUUUUCAAGAAUUCGCCGCUUUGAAGCGUGACUCAUUCUUUUCAGCGCGCGAUGGCGCACGGCAGCUGUCCUAUCUGCCAUCGUCGCACCGACAGCGGCGCUUCCCCUUCCCUCCCCCAACGACGAGCGACAGCGGCCGAAGGACUCGGCCCCGCUUCCUUCCUGGGAGCCCGCCGGCUGUUGCUGUUGUCGUUUCCUCUGACAACGAAGCCCUCGCCCCCAUCUGUGCUCCAUCCACCCGCCCCGAGCGGCUCGCACCGGCUCGAGGGGGCCGAGCGCAGCGCGCCGCCCGCAGCGCAACGGGGGGUUCCCCCGCUCACCCCUUUGCGGGCGGUGCCUCCCUGCGUCCGUCGCAGCCGCGCAGAGGCGGAAGCGGCGGCGCCGAGGCCGGGCGGCGGCGGCGGCGGGAGCUGAUACAGGUGCUGAAGAUGGCAGGUAGCUCCACUCCUUGGAUUGGCAGUGCUUACCUCUUCCUUCAGUCAACGUGCAAGACUAUCAUCCUGCCAAAUCUCUAUGAAAGCUCCCAGAAGAAGCCCUGCGUGUUCAAGGCACUGAAGCUGGCAUUAGCAGACUCCACCGGCAGCGUGAAUGGUGUGGACAUGCUCAAAGUGCACUGCAGCCACCCACACCUGAUAGUCCAGCUCAAAUUCUGCAAGCAGGAGAACUGCCGCCGCUUCCUGCAGAGUUACCGAGAAGGAUUGCUCCAGAAGUCCCUCCAGAACCACCUCCAGCUCUCCUUGGCGGUGACCACGGUGCCUCUAGAAAUGGAGCUGAAGGCUGGCAAUGAGCACCUGGACAACAUGCUGAAGGAUGAGGAUCGCUGCCUGGAGUGCAUCUACAGAGAAAAGCCUGACCGCCUGCGGGAUGAGGAGAUCACAGAGCUGGAGGAACGCCUCAAGAGCCUGAUUCUUCACCACAACAUCAACAACAACAUGCCUUCCAAGGACUGCAUGUCACCGAACUCCCUGUCUCUACCUUCUCAAGGCAGCCCCCUUUCCCCACAAGUCACAUUUCUUUUUCAGGGACAGCAGUUUGACAAUAGAACGCUCACACCAGAUGACCACCAGAAAUUUGCCAAGCUUGUGUCCAAGAAGUGGAAGCAAGUGGGCCGUUCUUUGCAGAAGAACUGCCGGGCCCUGCGAGAUCCUGUCAUUGAUAACCUGGCCCACGAAUACGACCGAGAGGGACUUUAUGAACAAGCUUAUCAGAUGCUUCUCCGAUUUAUCCAGUCAGAGGGGAAGAAGGCAACGAUAGCACGACUGAUUGCUGCUCUGGAAGAAAAUGGUCUCACCAGCUUGUCUGAGGAGCUCUUGGGCCUUCAUUCCAAUGAGGAUGACUCCUAGAGCCCAAAGGGUAGUGACAUUGCUGAGGGCUUUCUUGCUUUAGCUAGUGUAUGAGACUGCUGCCAGCGUCUGGGAAUGUAAUGCCUUGAAAAUCACUGCAGGUUUAUGUGCUGAAGGGAGUGCUCUGGGCAGAGUUUCUGUGCUCCCAGAAGCCAACAUGGGGCUCUGAUGUUCCUUAUUUCUUUGUUUCCAGAAGUAGAUGUCACUUUCCUGUGAACCACUGAGAGAGGCUUUCAGCCUGACCUCCUUCAGGACUGAAAUGUCACAGAGAAGCAGCCAGGCAAGUUAACAAGCCCUAGAAAAGGUGGGAGAAGGUGAAAAGCAAGGAAGGCAUCUCAGAGAAUUUCCCUGGGAAGCAAAGCCACUGUUUCUCAGAUGUGGCCCAGGGCCAUCACCUGGAGAACUGCAAUAUAUUGUCUUAUAUUGAUAUUUAUGCCUUCAGGCUUGAAACUACGUAAAGACAAAGGAAAAGUCAAGUUUAUAUUGUUUUCUUUGUUAUUCAAAUGAGGACCAUCUGCAGCAAGUACACCUGUCCUGCUCUACCCCAGUGUCGUUCCUUCCCACAUCUCACCACGUGAAGGUUCCCCUUUACCUAAGGCAGUCAUCAUCUUCCACAGGGCACAAGAUUGCUGCUGUAGAACAGACUUCAGGCGCUGAACAAACAGUGGAUAAGCACAAAUUCAGAGAAUGACUCCCAGCUCUUUCAGGACUAUGGUGUACAAAAAUAUAUUGACUGCCUCACGUCUAGCACUUCUCACCAGCCUGGAGGAGUUUGUGAAAAGAAAAACACAGUGCUGCAAGAAAAAUAUACAGCCUUAGAGUCAGCAAGUUACCUACAGGUCACUGAUUGAACCUGCUGCUGUAUGGUGCAUUGCAGCAUCAAAUACCAGCCAGACCCCCCUGAGCAAGCCUCUCCAACCAGCUGGCUGCCAGUGCCUUUGCUCAACCUGUCCUUGGCCUGCUGAGUUCACCAGAGAGGGUUACUCGCUUGUGCAUCUUGAGUGUUAGGAUUUGCACAGAGCCUUUCCAAUAACAACAGUGUUGUUGCUGUGUGACACUUGGGCAUCAGGUCCCAUGGCUGGACCUACCUGCCUUGCUUUUGAGGGCAAAAUAUUUCUUACAAGAGAAAGUACCCAAAACUCAGGGCUGAUUCCUGCUUUCAGUUCCAGUGGGAUAAGCCUGCUGUCCCUUGGUGUGUUGAUGCAGGCUGCGACAGAGCAGAGCUUAUACCUUUGCCUAUACCAAAGCACGGAGCAACAAGUUUCUAGCUCAACACAGGUCGUGUAAAGCACAACAACCAGUUUUGACAUAUUCCUUAUUUUUUACUAAUACAGUUUUACUUAGAUGCCUCUGUUAACUCUCUUCCUCUUUGACCUUCCCAUCCAUGGGAGGGUGGUGGAAGUUAUGUCAGACAGAGAAGAAUGUUUUCCGUGUCCUGUCCUCUCCCUUCCAGAAGUACCAGUGCUCUCCCAAAAGAAAAUUAGUAUCUCUGCCAUGUUUCCUUUUGGGACCAGCACAGUGAUGCUGGUCUUUGUUAGUUUAGGCUGCAGUGGGACUGUACUUUGGAGCAUUUAGCUUUCCCUGGCUGGGAAACUCUGUUUGGCAGCAGCCCACCUGGCCAAUGGUAUUAAAAAAAAAAUCAGAAACUUGAAAGUUACUGUAAGAGCAGCAGUGUUUGCUCUUUAUUUUGCAACAAAUGGCUUUUCAGAAAACAUGAUCUAUGCACAGUCUGUUGCCUCAUUGGUAAUGAAUAUUUCUAAGUUCUCAGCCUAUCGAUAUUCACGUGCUCAGUGUUCGCACAAUGGUAAGGCAGUGGCUCAUUGGUGUAUAAAAGCUUCUAUAUCAUCUCUUAGCACUCCAAAUGAGAAAGGCUCAUUCUUCAGCAUCGACUUCAAGUACAAAAACUUUCUUACUUACAGAGCACUAAGCAUGAAUGCUUUUUUCUUUUUUUUUUAUAAUGCAAACCUUGUGCAUUUUAUUCCUCUGCUAGCAAUUGGCCUGUGUGUUUCCUCUUACUCACAGAUUCCCUCCCUAAAGUGCCAUUAAGUGCUGGAGCUCCUGGCUCCUUCUUUUCAGAAAUCAGGUACACCAGUAGUCGUAUGUUAUGUGCAAUGCACAUUUGAUUCUGGUCUCAAGCAGACUCCUUCCUGCUAAAAGAGUUGGGGUUUUUCUGUGUCAUCUGGCACAUAGAGGCAAUUUUCACAGAUGCCUUGUGAUGAAACAGACAAAUUGUAGGAUGUGAGAACCCAGUGUCAUUUGCAUCGAAUUGACAUGUGGUUAGGGCAUGACUCUGGACUUGGGCCUGUUUUAUCCAGAAGAUUUUAUAGCUGUUGUGCACCAGCAUGCCAGGACAAGGGGACUUACAGCACACAGGACAGGAAGGAGCACUCACAAACAAAAAACAUUAGCAGAGGUUUGUGGAAGAAAUUAGAAUCUUUACCUCUGAUAGCAAUGCAGUGAGUGAGACCAGAGGAAGAAUAACAUGUUGGGGAUACUUGCUGGAAAGCAGGCACUCAGUGCUGGGCGCUGGCUUUCUUCCUUUCCUGGGCAAAGCUGUUGCACACUGCCCCUACUCAGGUGCCAAGACAUGCAGGUGACCCUCCCUCAGUACUACUUAUGCUGAUCAGCUGAUGUCUAGCAUGUGAGAUGGGCUGAGAGCAGAGCUGCAGCUGGACUGGGCCGCAUCCCAUGGCAACUCUUCCCAUAUGUGUAGAUAUGCCUGAAAAAAAUACUGCUGGGGGAGAUGAUCAAACAUGCAUCAAACCGGGCCACAAUAUUAAAAGCAAAUGAAGAUAGUUAUCAGUUCUGUGUAAAAAGUGAAAUGAUAGACAAAAAAUAAAACAAAGAGCAGAAACCAGGCCAAAACAUGCGUCCAGGGAAGGAUCCAAGAGGGCUUUUGUUGUGGUGCAGACUGUUUCUGUGGUUUUAGCAGUGUUUCAGAUUUGAAGGAGGCUCCUUUCAGUCUGCCAGAAGGAAUAAAAACGCAUCCAAAGGAGGAUUUGAGCGAGUUGUUUUGGCACAGUGGAGCUACAGCUGGGCAGCAAGAGGCAGUGGAAGUCAAAGUGUGCAGACUUUAACAUGAGGUUGCUCAGAAGGUGAACAGAGGGAGCACCCAGGUGUAAAACGGCACAAAGGAACACAUCGGACUGCUGUGCAGGACAGGGCCAGCCAAAGGCCAGCAUUGUGCCUCUUGGGUGAUGGUGAAGAACACACCAUAGAUUUUAAUACACUGCUGAAAAAGCCUGCGCAUCAUCCCAGCUGAUCAAUCAAAGCAGGGCAGGGAAGGUGCUUUCUGCCAGCUUUAGUUCUCACACGCUGCAGCUGCCUAUGGACGAGCUGACACAAAAAGGACAGGGUUUUGAUGUUAGUGAUUGGAACCACUGGAAAAUCGUGAGCCAGAUCGAAAAGAAAUAACAAAAUUCACUUCCAGUUUUUCACAGCAAGUCAAAUUAAAAACAAAUGCCAGUCGACUGCUUGCAGCAACACUUUCCAGGGCUCCAUACACUUGCAGAGGCAGAUAUGUGGAUUGUUUUUAAUGCAGAAUGGGAAGCUCAUGUCUGAGCACUGUGGGUUACAGAGCUUCAGGUGAGCCCCCAGCUAAAAUGGUUUCCUGAAGUUUCACAGGAAGUCUCAGUACUGUAUCUGCUUCACAACUGGGGGAAAUUGCAGCAGAAAAUAUCAAGAUCUGGACAACAUUAAGAUCAAAAGGUGUGUAGGGUGAGGGAAACCACCUGUUUGGGGAAGUCAGAGUGCCUGGAGAGGAAGCUGCUCUGGCAGAAGUUCUUCUCCUCGUGUGAAGGAAUUGUGUUUUUUUUCCUUUUUGCCAUUCAUUGAAAAAUCUGCUUCAGCACAGAGGAGACAUCCCAGUGUGUCAGAGGGUCAGCUCUGCCUUUCCAGAGAUACCUCAGAGCAGGAACCUAACAUGGCACAUAGGGCACUGAGGGGCCCCAAACUCACUUGUUUAGUUUAACUGAAACUUCAUACGUAGCUACGAACCCGUGGCAUUGCACAUCUGAAUCCGAGGCAGUGCUGGAAUGGGGAUGGAGGAGGUUUCUUCAGUCUGACCAACACAGCAGGGCGGAUGAGUGGGGUUGGUGAGGUGCUCUGCUUCCCACAGCUGAGUCUGGCCACUUGGCUUUUGCACAGCAAUAGGUCCAACUGGUGAGGCAGUUUUUAAGGCCAGAAGUAAAAAAAUUGCACCUUUUUUUUUCUUCUCUGGAUUUCACUGGGCUUAACUUUUAAAGCCAGUGAAGGAGUUUGACUAAUUUAAAUCAGUUGGAGAUCUGUGGUCAGGUCCCUUAGUCAUCAGUGGAAAAAUCCCUUGCUGACCUUCUACUUCCAAAUUUCCACAAUAUGCAGCAUCAGAUUGGGAUCAGCAUCUGCAGCUGUGGGCUGCAAAGCCAUGCAUACUCAGGUCUGGGACAUUCAGCCUCCACGGUACUGUCCUCUAUAGGAAAAAAAAAAAAAAAAAAAAAAAAA